Malus domestica (apple) is the source of this 2271-nucleotide messenger RNA. RefSeq lists its product as uncharacterized. The record is from RefSeq and is a predicted model, not a curated record. Gene Ontology annotation, molecular function: nucleic acid binding; 3'-5' exonuclease activity. Gene Ontology annotation, biological process: nucleobase-containing compound metabolic process. NCBI's taxonomy places the organism in Eukaryota, Viridiplantae, Streptophyta, Magnoliopsida, Rosales, Rosaceae.
AUUGAUGAGGAACAGAAGCUGCGGCUGAUUUCUCGGCAGCCAAGCUUUGUUCGGUGCAUUUAAGCAGCUCACCCGCCUUUUAGAGAGAGAAAAGAUCCGUUAGCGACUCCACAGUAAAAUGGAAAGCAUUUUUCUUGCCAUUUUCGGGAAACAAAUCCGCAAGUUUUCCAUUCUAUAUAUAUAUAAACACAUUUUGGGAGGUAAAACAAGGAAGCUCCGCGGCAGAGUUUGCAGAGAGAAAUAACGGCGUUCGAGUAUUGAUUCCUUAGGUAGCACCGGUUUUGUUACUUGCAACUGAAUGAUUUAUAAGAGACAAAGAGAUUUCUGAGAAGCAUCACUUCAUUCCGGCAUGGGGUUGGAGGAAAGAGUUGACAGACAUAACAACAAGCAAGGCAAAGUUAAUCAGACAUCAACUAUUUGCAAGCAUGCUUUUUCUGACCUGACGCAUAUUACUCCGUUGGUAUUCGUAUACCUCUUGAAAGAGUGCUAUUUCCAUGGCACAUGUAAGGCAACUAAGAAGUUCCGAGCUCUUCAAGACCAGGUUUAUCUAGUACUACGCAAUGAUCCCCAACCUGGACCAGCUACUUUUGUUAUUCAGUGCCUCUAUGUUUUGCCUAUAUUUGAUUUAUACUGUGAAGGGUUCAGUCAUUUGAUUAUAUCUGGUCUUCUCCAUUUCCUAAAAAAGGAAACAUGCUCGGGGGACUCUAUGGAAGCAAAAGACCUCGCUGCCCAGUUAUUUCUCGAUAUUGUUGGGGGCUCUGUCAACCAUGAGGGGAGGAUAAUUGAGAAGAUACUUGAAGUUUAUGGUGUUCAGUUGGUAAACAUUGAUAAAGUAAUGUGCCUGAAUGCAAAGAAUAAUUGCAGAUUUGACAAUGCAAAAGCGUUUGUUGAGCAAUAUAUAUUUGGACUGAUAGAGUCUCAAUCAUAUAUGACCGCGGUUACUUUAUUAGAGCACUUCUCUAUCCGCCAGUCUGGCCAAUCGUUUCUCCUUCGUAUGAUAGAAAGCAGUCAAUUGAAAGCAGCAGAAAAGUGGGCAACAUUCAUGGGAAAGCCAAUGUUGUGUAUUCUUAUCCGGGAGUACUUCGGCAGAAACAUGCUAAAAAAUGCUUAUGACAUUAUACAAAAAAACAAUCUCCGACAUGAAUUUCCUGAUGUUUAUCAUAAGUACAAAGAGAGCACUUUAAAGAAACUAGCAGAAAAAGGUAGCUGGGAAGUUGCAGAAGCAAGGACAAACAGUAAUAGGCAACUUCUUGAAUAUUUGGUUUACUUAGCAAUGGAAGCUGGUUACUCAGAGAAGGUUGAUGAGCUAUGUGAUCGAUACUCGCUUGAAGGUUUCUUGAAUGGAAAAGUACCCAAGGCAAGUCUUCUCGAAAAUCGCUAUUUGCAUCUCAAUCAGUUGGUUAUAGAGGGUGUUGUUUGGGUUGAUGAAGCUGAUGCCUUGCAUAAUGCUACCUCUCACUUUGAGGGAUGCAAAGUUGUGGGUCUUGAUUGCGAAUGGAAACCGAACUACGUAAAAGGCAGCAAACCGAGCAAGGUUUCCAUCAUGCAAAUUGCUUCUGAAAAAAAAGUUUUCGUCGUGGACUUGAUCAAGUUAUUCGCUGACGCUCCUGAUGUCCUGGAUGACUGCUUAACUCGCAUUCUGCAAUCUCCUAGGAUUCUGAAACUCGGCUAUAAUUUUCAGUGUGAUAUGAAGCAGUUGGCUCAUUCGUACGGAGAGUUAGAGUGUUUUAAACACUACGAAAUGUUACUGGACGUCCAGAAUGUUUUCAAAGAACCUAGCGGCGGUCUCUCUGGGCUUGCAAAGAAAAUACUGGGAGUAGGUUUGAACAAGACAAGAAGGAAUAGCAAUUGGGAGCAACGACCUUUGACGCCCAAUCAGCUGGAGUAUGCAGCUCUUGAUGCAGCUGUGCUGAUUCACAUAUUUCGCCACGUUCGCAAUCAUUCCCAGACUGCCGAGGGAGGAAAACUCGAGUGGAAAUCCUGCAUCGUUUCCCACAUGGAUAACAAGAAGGCGAAGAAGGGGAGUCGAAAGGGUUCAUCAGAAGCUGAGACAAUGUAAGAACAGCAACUUAGUUAGCCCCGUCGCGUUUUCCCUGUCGUUGGAUUAGGUUGUAAUCACCUGUAAAUUUAUCCAUUUGGUCAAAUGAGAUGGUGUUUAAUCAUAGAUGAUGGUCUAAAUGUUUUCAAAAUUUAAUCUCUUCUACUGUGUAAUAUGCUAAGGGACUCAUUUGCUUUGCCUUCGACCGGAAAAUUCAAAAUUGUUAGGCCAAA